AUGACAGAAGAACUCUCCAAGGUCGACUCAGCCGUCCAAGGUCUCUCAAGCUCACCCCCCAAGGAAGAGAAGAAGACACGGCGACAAAGCUCAGCAGCGGCACCUGGUGUCUACAACGUCAAUGACCUCGAGGCCGAGGGCAUUGAGCUCGAGCUCCCUAUUGAGAGUCAAAAGACUGGAUGGAAAAUCAACAAGAGCUCUAGCACAGUAGAAGACGCUGCUAUCCUCAAGCUUCACCUCACGAAACCCCCCGUCAAGAGAAUUACCCUUCACUUCCCAUUAGGGGUGGAGGUGCAAGCACGAAACCUCAAGGGUGUAACAAUCAAGGACGCACUUGAUGCCAUCCACAAGCAGUACAAGAAGCGGGCCGAUGAUGAGCUCGACAAGCCCUACCUCGCUGGUUUCGAGUGGGACAAGGAAGAGUCAUGGACCCGACUUGUUGUUCACUUGCAGGCCCAGCCCACGGCCACAGACUCCGCCGGUGGCGGCAAGAAGAAGAAGAACAAGAAGAACGAAGAAUAA
Fusarium venenatum is the source of this 522-nucleotide messenger RNA. RefSeq lists its product as uncharacterized. Lineage: Eukaryota; Fungi; Ascomycota; Sordariomycetes; Hypocreales; Nectriaceae. The record is from RefSeq and is a predicted model, not a curated record.